GCGAAUGUCAGCCCUGCAAGAAGAACAAUUUUCUAUGUGUGUUUUGUUCAGUUGCUGCAUGGAAAAAUAGUUUUUUUCCCUUUAUUUCGUACACCCAGUGCACGGAAAAACUCAAUCACACAGAAGAAAAACAAAAUUAAUGAUGCUCUUCAUGCUGCUGUUCAGCCGGCAGGGCAAACUGCGGUUACAGAAGUGGUACAUGGCAUAUCCGGACAAGGUGAAAAAGAAGAUCACCCGGGAACUGGUCACCACGAUACUGGCCCGUAAGCCUAAAAUGUGCUCGUUUCUGGAGUGGAAGGACUGCAAAAUUGUCUACAAGAGGUACGCAAGCUUGUAUUUUUGUUGCGCCAUCGAGCAGAACGACAACGAGCUGCUGACACUGGAGAUCAUUCAUCGCUAUGUGGAGCUGUUGGAUAAGUACUUCGGCAGCGUCUGCGAGCUGGAUAUCAUCUUUAACUUCGAGAAGGCCUAUUUUAUCCUGGACGAGCUCCUUAUAGGCGGAGAGAUCCAGGAGACGUCCAAAAAGAACGUACUUAAGGCUAUCGCCUCGCAGGAUCUGCUCCAAGAGGACUUCAAUGAGUAUCUUAACUAAUCGAUACAAAAAAGAACAGAUUAACAUAGAAGAAAAGAAAACCCAACCUUAAGAAGCAGUGUAAAGUGCAUAAAGUUAUAUACCAGAACUGCGAAGAGUCUUAGUGGAGUGUCGAUAGGUCAGAUCAGUCAAACCUUCGCCCAGCUGUACAUAUAUGUAUAUUGCCCAGCUUUAAUUCCCCCGCCUUCCCCGCGCUGCGUUGUGAUGUUCAUCCAUAUAAUAUGCAUUUCGUGUUUCCAAGUUGUGCCGUAAAUGAAAGAAAAGCAAAGCCAGAUUGAAAUUGGUUUCUUUUUUGGACAUGUUCUACUUACACACUUACACUUUCUUCUCGUACUACCACUACUACUACUUUCUUUCCUUCUACUCUUCUCGUUCUUAUUGUUCUUAUUCUCUGUACUCCAGGACGAAGCCGUUGAGGGCACUUUAAGAGACAUUGGACUCCUCUAAAGAACUAGUACACCCUAGAACUUAUUUAGUUGAUAUGACACGCACACCCAGAAACAACGAGCACACAAUAACACACACACAGAAACACCCCCAGCGAUAAUGUGUGCUGCACUUGGCACUUUUCAACACUGUUUCAUCAAUGCUAGUGUGUUCUGGCUGUUGUACAGCACUGAACGCUGAAAAAAUCGAAACAAAGAAGAAACCAAGCAGCGUAAGGCUUCAAAAGCAAUAAAUCCCACAAAGCUAUAUAAUAUAAAGUAACAUCAAAGCAUCUGGCAUGCGGUUUUUCAUACACCCUCUCUCUCAAAAAACACACUGAUAUAUUAGAUCCAGCUAAGUUCAUGCAAAACAAGCCAACCUUACGUAGUUUCAUCUGGGGUUUCCACAACUGAGUUAAUAUUCUUCUUCCUAUUUACAUUAAAUAAUCGAAAGAUCAUUCCAAUCAAUCACCAAAUGGGCAAUAACUAAUUUAGUGGGGAAUAUAUGCAAUACUAUUCUUACAAUAAAAACAAGUAAGCUUUAAUGUUGAAAAAAAUGAGAACGAUAUAUAAAAAUUGUAAUAAUCAUCCCUUAGUGGUAACCGAAUAAAGUCUAGUUUAUGUAUAUCUACAAAAAUAUAUGUUUAUGUAUGUGUGUUGUACGUUUUAGCCAAAUUUUCUGUGUUUUGUAACUGAAGAAAAACAAGUUAAAAUAAAAAGCAAGUAUUUUGAAAAAAAAAGCUAAAUGUACUCGUAUGCUAUAUUAUUAUGGUAAGAACUGGUGAUCCUCAGUUUGUAUUUAAUUUAAUUGUUUACUUAUAAUUUUAAUUGUUGUCUUUGCUGUUGUGACUGAACCAUUUGACUACUCUGACCUUUUUACGCUCGCUUUGAUCCACUCUCCACUGAUCUGACCUCUAAACUCCACUCUUUCCAAACUAUCUAUCUCCCCCUCUGUCUGGCUUAGUGCACCCGUUUGGUGUCCUUUUGCUUUUAGUUGUUAUAUCUUCUUACCCGUUAUUAAGAGCCUAUUUAUGAAGUGUAUAUUCCCUAGUAAAGAAUCUUUUACUUGGUUGCAUUUUAUCCAGAGCGAUGUUGAGUAUAGAUUACGUAACUGAAGCUAAGCAUUCUCCCAUUCCAGGACGAGACCCCGCAAAGUUUCUUCGACGAUCAUGGCCUGGGCUAGGUUGCCUCAAUGACAAAAAAACC
Messenger RNA from Drosophila elegans, 2223 nucleotides. It is a transcript of the gene AP-1sigma, whose product is annotated as AP-1 complex subunit sigma-2. Gene Ontology annotation, biological process: vesicle-mediated transport; intracellular protein transport. The transcript has 5 exons. Gene Ontology annotation, molecular function: clathrin-cargo adaptor activity. The record is from RefSeq and is a predicted model, not a curated record. Gene Ontology annotation, cellular component: membrane coat; intracellular membrane-bounded organelle; AP-1 adaptor complex. Bases 140 to 592 code for a protein of 150 amino acids. Lineage: Eukaryota; Metazoa; Arthropoda; Insecta; Diptera; Drosophilidae.